UGGCUGUGUCCUUGUUAGCUAACGGGCUAGUUAGCUGCCCUAACAGGCAAGCAAAUGUGUACCAUUUGGAAAGAUGAAUUAAAGUGUGCCUGAAGAGUGAAUUUGACAGAGAUUUACGUUUAGCCGCUGUUAACGGCACCAUGCUGCGUGUCGGGAGCAAAGCCGCCUGCAUGGCCUGUAGGAACCUGGUCUCCACCAACAUGGGGAUACGAUUUCGGGUACCGCUGCAGAAGCUUCACCCUCUGUCCCGUGCCAUCCACCACCGCUACUCGGGAAACACCAACCCUCAGCGACCACCUCAUCGCACAGCAGCCCGCUAUUUUACCUCUAUGUCUCGGUUGCCCAUGAGGCCACCUAAGCCUCCUCCAGGGUCAGGGGGCCGUGGCUACCAGCAACAGCGCAACUUCUGGAUGGUCCGUCUCGCUGCUCGGCUGCUAAGGCUCAGAUACAUUCUGCUGGGAACAGCAGUGGGAGGCGGCUACACAGCUAAGAAGACCUAUGAAGAGUGGAAGGACAUGCUGCCGGAUUUUAGUGAAUACAACUGGAUCAUUCCAGACUUUGUCUGGGAAUUAAGUGAACAAAUUGAUUUUGAUAAACUGGCCAAAGCUCUACCGGAGAUAGAAGAAAUAGCCAAACUACUACCUGACAUGGACAAAAUAGGAGAGAACUUCACUUUCCUUAAAAGCCUCCUCUCCUCUGGUGUGAGUUUGGGUAGUGAAGUCAAAGGAGCUUCUGGUCUGCAUCUGUUGUUAGAAACUUCAGGCGAUCCUCAACUAAAAGCCACAGAUUCUUCUGCUGCAGCAGCACAUGAUGCCAGUGACAAGCAGUACAAAAAGGGUCUGCUUGGGGAGCUCAUUCUUAUUCAGCAGCAGAUCCAGCGGCACGAGGAGGAAGUCCAACGGGCCGCUGCUGCCAAUAGUGCGCGUCCCCCACCGCCAGAGCCUGUUCCCAGUCCGCCUCCGAACCCCAGCCCCCCUCAACAGAAGCGCAAGUCAUCAGACAAAGAAAAGAUAGACCAGCUUCAAGAAGAACUCCUCCGUACCCAGUUAAAGUAUCAGCGCAUGCUGGAGAGACUGGAGAAGGAAAAUAAAGAGUUAAGGAAAGUGGUGCUGCAAAAAGAUGAUAAAGGAAUUCACCAAAGGAAAGUGAAGAAAUCCCUUAUUGACCUGUAUUCUGAAGUCUUGGACAUCUUAUCUGACUACGACGCCAACUACAACACCCAGGACCACUUACCCAGGGUGGUCGUGGUUGGGGAUCAGAGUGCUGGAAAGACAAGCGUACUUGAGAUGAUAGCCCAGGCCAGGAUCUUCCCCAGGGGCUCAGGAGAAAUGAUGACACGGUCUCCUGUUAAGGUAACAUUAAGUGAAGGCCCCCACCACGUGGCCCUGUUCAAGGACAGUGGUCGAGAAUUCGACCUUACCAAGGAGGAGGACCUUGCUGCUCUGAGGCAUGAGAUUGAGCUGAGGAUGAGGAAGAGUGUGAAGGAGGGGCAGACAGUCAGCUCCGAGACAAUAUCCCUGAGUGUCAAAGGCCCUGGCAUCCAGAGGAUGGUACUUGUUGACUUACCAGGAGUAAUCAGUACGGUCACUGCAGGCAUGGCAUCAGACACUAAGGAAACCAUCUUCAGCAUCAGUAAGGCCUACAUGCAAAACCCCAAUGCAAUCAUCCUCUGUAUUCAGGAUGGCAGCGUGGAUGCGGAGCGAAGCAUUGUCACCGACUUGGUUAGUCAGAUGGACCCUCAGGGGAAGAGGACCAUCUUUGUACUGACCAAAGUGGACUUGGCUGAGAAGAACCUGGCCAGCCCAAGCAGAAUCCAGCAAAUAGUGGAGGGCAAACUAUUUCCCAUGAAAGCCCUGGGCUACUUUGCUGUAGUGACAGGAAAAGGGAGCAAUGCUGAAAGCAUAGAUUCCAUCAAAGAUUAUGAGGAAGACUUUUUCCAGAACUCCAGAUUACUGAGGGAUGGCAUGCUGAAAGCCCACCAGGUAACCACCAAGAACUUGAGCCUGGCUGUCUCUGAUUGUUUCUGGAAGAUGGUCAGGGAGUCUGUAGAGCAGCAAGCUGAUGUCUUCAAAGCAUCGCGAUUCAACCUCGAGACAGAAUGGAAGAACAACUACCCUCGUUUGAGAGAGCUUGACAGGAAUGAACUCUAUGAAAAGGCCAAAAAUGAAAUCUUGGAUGAAGUCAUUAGUUUGAGUCAAGUGACUCCACAGCACUGGGAAGCUAUUCUGCAGAAGAAGCUGUGGGAACGUGUUUCCACUCAUGUAAUCGAGAACAUCUACCUGCCUGCUGCCCAAACAAUGGACUCUGGUACCUUUAACACCACUGUAGACAUUAAGCUCAAGCAGUGGACUGACAAGCAGCUCCCACACAAAGCACUGGAGGUUGCCUGGGAGACACUGCAGGAGGAGUUUGCCCGCUUCAUGGCUGAAUACAAAGGCAAAGACCAGGAUGACAUUUUUGACAAGCUAAAGGAGGCUGUGAAGGAUGAGAGCAUCAAGAGACACAAGUGGAAUGAGAGGGCCAUGGACAGCCUGAGGGUGAUCCAGCACAAUGCUCUAGAAGACCGGUCCAUCACAGACAAGCCACAGUGGGAUGCAGCAAUCCAGUUCAUGGAAGAAACUUUGCAGUCACGCCUUAAAGACACUGAAUCAGUAAUCAGAGACAUGGUGGGUCCAGACUGGAAGCAGAGGUGGCUGAACUGGAAGAACCGUACACCAGAUCAGCACAUCCGUAAUGAAACAAAAAAUGAGCUGGAGCGCUUGCUGAAGCUGCACGAUGACCACACAGCUUACUUGGCUAACGAUGAGGUCACCACAGUCAGGAAGAACCUGGAGGGACGAGGGGUUGAAGUUGAUCCAGUUCUGAUCAAGGACACGUGGCAUCAGCUGUAUCGCCGACACUUUUUGCAGAAGGCAUUGUCCCAUUGCAACCUGUGCAAAAGAGGCUUCUACUACUACCAGAGACACUUUGUUGACUCUGAGUUGGAGUGCAAUGACGUGGUACUGUUUUGGAGAAUCCAGAGGAUGCUGGUCAUCACAGCCAACACUCUCCGACAGCAGCUCACCAACACAGAGGUGCGCCGAUUGGAGAAAAAUGUGAAGGAAGUGCUGGAUGACUUUGGGGAAGACACGGAGAGGAAGAUCCACCUCAUCACUGGCCGCAGAGUCCAGCUGGCCGAGGAUCUCAAGAAAGUUCGUGAGAUCCAGGAGAAACUUGAAGCCUUCAUAGAAGCUCUUCACAAGGAGAAAUAAAAACCUAUUUAGAGUAAUUGUUUGAAUCACAGCAGAGAAAUGCACUGAACAAAGAACUCAUCUGUAAAUGACCGUCAUCACCCCUUGUUCCUGCCCCGACACUCACCUGGUUUCACCACCUCAUGACUUGGCCCUCCGUCCCCCCUCGGACACUGAUGGGGAGAUGGACCUGAACAGAAGGAUAAGCUGGAUGAACAGUUUUCAUGCUUUCUCUUUGGUUUAUGUUAAUUUUCUUCAUGAGGCCACGAGGAGGACUUCUGCACAGGAGCCCAAACACCGACAGACGAGAAGCAAAAUACGAAGCUUGCACAGUAAUUUCAGACAUCUGACGACUUGUUUUCAAUAAAUGAGGGUUGUGUACA
Molecule: messenger RNA, 3613 nt
Organism: Amphiprion ocellaris (clown anemonefish)
Lineage: Eukaryota; Metazoa; Chordata; Actinopteri; Pomacentridae
Gene: opa1
Product: OPA1 mitochondrial dynamin like GTPase
Exons: 31
Coding region: 141-3251 (1036 amino acids)
Biological process (GO): mitochondrial fusion
Cellular component (GO): mitochondrial membrane; microtubule; cytoplasm
Molecular function (GO): GTP binding; microtubule binding; GTPase activity
Source: RefSeq, a predicted model, not a curated record